Messenger RNA from Sesamum indicum (sesame), 1206 nucleotides. RefSeq lists its product as uncharacterized. NCBI's taxonomy places the organism in Eukaryota, Viridiplantae, Streptophyta, Magnoliopsida, Lamiales, Pedaliaceae. The record is from RefSeq and is a predicted model, not a curated record.
CUAUAAGUUAUGAAGAAUUUGUGUGGGCGGGAAUGCAAAUUGAAGUGAAGCAAAGAGAAUCUUGGUAAGGAGGGCCCAGAAAUGGGGCCUUCAACACAACCAAAAAAACAAAAACUACUAUUAGUCAAAGUAAAGCCUCUCUUUUUGAACUUAGAACAAUUCUUUAACUUAUUAUUAUUACUAGAACUAGAACAACCUCAUCCUUUCUUUAUCAUUGACCGUACGACUACACCCCCACACUCCUUUUCUCAUUAUUAAUAUUAUUAAUUAAUACCAACCUCUCUCAUUUCUUAUACAUUAUCUACUACUUACAAUUCUUCUUACAUGUAAUCUUUCUCCAUAUCUAUGUUUUUUUCCUCUCUCUCUCUCAUUCUAUACAUAUUACCUGUUUCUUGAAUUCAAGUUGAUGAGAUUGAUGGGAAUGAGCAGCAAGAUUAAUCAGAUGAUGACGGCCCCGUUUCCUCGCUGCUUCCACCGCAUCUCCUGCGUGCAUAUCCCGCCGGAGGAUGACACCAAUGGCGCCCGCCGCCGCCCCAAAGCGGCCAUAAUCAAGCUUGUAAAGUCCGACGGCGGGGUCAAGAUCUACGACCGACCCAUCAAAGCUUGGGAGCUAAUGGAGGAGUUCCCGAAGCACAUGGUCUGCCGCUCCGACUGCUUCUACAUCGGCCAGAAAACCCCCGCCCUCUCCCACCACGACCGCCUCCAGCCGGGCCACAACUACUUCCUCCUCCCGGCCAAUUUCUUCCAGUCCGCCCUCUCAUUCACCACCUUCAUCCGGUGCCGAUCCGCUUUCGCGGGGCGGCCGCCGUUCGAGGUGGAGAAAACCCCGUCGGGAAGCCUGAGAAUCAAGGUCACCGAUGAGAUGAUCGUCCAACACCAAGAAGAAGAAGAAGUAGAGGCGGCGGCGGCCCAGAAAAUAAUCAGAGUAUGCAGCACCCCACAGCUUCGGAAAGAGUACGAGCAGCUGGUGGGGCGGCGCCACCACUGGAAACCGAAGCUCGACACCAUCGCAGAAAAGAAGAGCAGCCACCAGAAGAAGAAAACCAGGAAGAAGAAAUCAGCAGCAGCACUGUAACAUACAUGAUUGGAUGUUAAUUGUAGGCAGAUUUUUUAGGGUUCGGAUUCGAUCAAUCCAUACUUCAGUAAUUAUAUACAAGUCAAAAAAAUUUCUCAUCAGCAAUUUUAGUAAAUUAUAUUCUGCAACAA